This is a messenger RNA of Spodoptera frugiperda (fall armyworm), 1256 nucleotides long. Its product is annotated as spherulin-2A. The coding region runs from base 249 to 1151 and encodes 300 amino acids. The record is from RefSeq and is a predicted model, not a curated record. The transcript has a single exon. Lineage: Eukaryota; Metazoa; Arthropoda; Insecta; Lepidoptera; Noctuidae.
GUCGUGAUAUCACUCCUAUUACAGCAUAUAUAGACUUGCCGUGGUCGGGGCAAUGUUUACUGGACAUCUCAAACUAAACAGGUAAACAUCGAUUCCUUUAUGUAAUGUUUAGAGAGGUACCUACAUGGCUACCUGCAUGUGUAACUGCACCGGGAAGUGACUCGCUGCCGCAGCAGGGAGCGAGUAAUUACAGGCUAUUGUUAUUGCUGGUGUAACUACAACUGUUCGGUGUUUGUUUACAGGUAACAAUGGUGUCCAAAUAUUUUUUGCUGUUUUUAAUUCCGGCGCUCGUCGAGUGUCGGAUAUCAGUGAAGAUAACAGCCGCGACCUCUGAAGCGGAGGCGGAGGUGGAGUACGGCGGCGAGAAUGUGGAGAUCAUCAGCGACCGCGAGCGAGAGACCUUCGACAUCGGAGACCGCAGCCUCAAGCGAGCCGUCGAGAAGUUCGCGGACGCCGCGCCCACUGACGUGUACGUCCGGAGCCCCACGCCGUGGAACGAUGUCUACAAGACUUACAACUGGGAACAAGUGAAGAGGAUCCUUAAGCCCGUCAGAACGAGGAUCCUGGGAGUGCACACAAAGCCUGUGAUCGUAGCGACGCGGGAGUUUGAGAACCACAGCGGUGUCAAGGCCAAAUACAACGCCGCCAUCAAGCAGGAGAUCCAGGAGACCGUGUCCAACACGUGGUCGGUCGGCGGCGAGCUGACGGUGGGCCAGGAGAUCGAGUACAGCGUCAACUUCGCCGCGGGCAGCGCCGGGGGGAAGACUAGUCUGUCGUACGCGGCCAGCUGGGGCAACGACACGACCAAGGAGAAGUCGGCCACGCUGGGCUCGUCCACGGGCGUGGAGGUGGAGCUGGCCCCGGGGCAGGCCGUGGUGGCCUCGCUCACGGCCACGCAGGGCACGCUGGACAUCGAGGUGCAGUACGAGGCGCGCCUCGAGGGCGUGGUCUUCGCCAACUACCGCAACAAGUACCGCGACCACUACUUCUGGGCCUUCCCCGUCACGUCGGUGCAGGUCGCGGGCGGCCUGCCGCGGACCGUCAGCUCCACCGAGAAGAUCUCCAUCGGCUUCUACACCAGCGCGCGCGUCGACAUCAAGGACAAGGUCACCACGGGCCGCAUCAAGCAGGCCCCGGCCGGCUUCAUCUAACUCGACCGUGCACUGCUUUCAGCUCUCAUAAUGCUAUAAUUUUAUUUGCUCACCAGAUGGCGCUAAUCUAUCAAUAGGUCAGUUUAUCCAAUCACUAGCUGCCAA